CUCUGGUCCUAGGACUGCGGUUUUAAGCUCUGGUCCUAGGACUGCGAUUUCAAGCUCUGGUCAUAGGACUGCGGUUUCGAACUCAGGUCUUAGGAGCGCAUUUGCAAACUCUAGUUCUAAUC
This is a messenger RNA of Paraglomus occultum, 122 nucleotides long. The record is from the annotation of a GenBank genome assembly. NCBI's taxonomy places the organism in Eukaryota, Fungi, Glomeromycota, Glomeromycetes, Paraglomerales, Paraglomeraceae.